ACCAUGUAUUUUCGAUUGGAAAUCAACAUUCCUGAAAAUGUUUCUUCAUUGCCUAUUUAGAAAAUCCAAAAUAAAGUUCUCUUUUGACAAUUCCUCCUAUUGUAUAGAUUGGUUUCUGAUACAAGAAUUCGAACAGAAAGUACUAAUUUCUUUGAAACCAUGGCUACCCAUGUCAGCAGCGCCGCAUGUUUGUCUGUUCCCUGUCAGAGAAAAAUUCAGAGAGUAAGAGCUGUCGCCUCUGAGGAUUUUGCUGCUGUGAAGACAAAUGGGAAUGAGAAAGUGAAAUUGGGAGCCUCAGACCUGAAGGUGACAAGGCUGGGGAUUGGAGCUUGGUCAUGGGGUGAUACCAGUUACUGGAACAACUUUGAAUGGGAUGAUAGGAAGAUGAAGGCUGCUAAAGCUGCUUUUGAUGCCAGCAUUGAUAAUGGUAUAACCUUUUUCGACACCGCUGAAGUUUAUGGCUCUAGGAUAUCAUUUGGUGCCAUAAGCUCUGAAACUCUCCUAGGAAGAUUUAUCAAGGAAAGGAAAGAAAAGAAUCCAGAAGUAGAGGUAGUUAUUGCUACCAAGUUUGCGGCUUUGCCAUGGAGGUUUGGCCGUCAAAGUGUUCUCACUGCCCUUAAGGAUUCCUUAUGUCGGCUUGGACUUUCAUCAGUAGAUCUUUAUCAACUCCACUGGCCUGGAGUAUGGGGGAAUGAAGGAUAUAUUGAUGGUCUUGGUGACGCUGUUGAGGAGGGCCUUGUGAAGGCUGUUGGUGUUUCGAACUAUAGUGAGAGGCGAUUGCGGGAUGCGUUCGAGAGGCUUAACAAGAGAGGAAUUCCACUUGCUUCAAACCAAGUGAAUUACAGUCUCAUAUAUAGAGCGCCAGAGCAGAAUGGUGUGAAGGCUGCAUGUGAUGAACUUGGAAUCACUUUGAUUGCAUAUUCUCCUAUUGCUCAAGGUGCUCUAACAGGAAAGUACACACCAGAAAAUCCACCAACAGGUCCUCGUGGCAGGAUUUAUACUCCUGAGUUUUUAACGAGGCUGCAACCUUUGCUUAACAGGAUUAAGGAAAUAGGAGAUAACUACAGCAAAACUGCUACACAGGUGGUUCUCAACUGGUUAAUAGCCCAAGAGAAUGUUGUGCCAAUCCCAGGAGCCAAAAAUGCCGAGCAAGCUAAGGAAUUUGCAGGUGCACUGGGAUGGAGACUUACUGGUGACGAGGUCAAUGAGCUACGCUCGUUAGCAUCAGAGAUCAGUCCCGUCAUUGGUUUCCCUAUUGAGUACUUGUAGAUAUUGUAGCAGAUUCAAUGGCUUCCAUGGAUGUCAAAAACGUAUGGUUGGCCUUCCGGUGCACACCAUCGUUCUUUAUAAUUUCUGUAUUUUUUUUUUUUUCGUUUUUCUUUAUGUAUCUGAGCACUCAUAAUACUUCACCAGGUUUUUUAAGACGUUCUAGUCCUUCAAUUUCAUGAUAUGAUUGGUUGUUUCAUGGAGGUCUAUAUUUAAGGCUAGCCUUUGAAUGGGUGAGGAGACCAUGGAUGAGGAUGCACAAUCUGAAAAUGAAUUCAUUGAAGUGUGCAUUUGGUUUCUGUUGGUAACUGUUUUGGUUACCUUGUGUGUGAACAUGGUCUGAAAAUUGAUAAAAAUAAGGCGAGGGCUGUUAUUGAAGCACAACCACCACAAAGCAGGGAGCUGCAAAGAGUCCAUGGCUAAGUAAAUUUCUUCAGAUGCUUCAUCUUAAAUCUAGCAGGGAAGACUAGAGUCUUCUCACCUUUGUUGAAACUCAAGUCAAAAGCAUAUUUCAAGUGGAGGAGCACCACCAGACUGCCUUUUUGAAAUAAAGCAUUAUUUAUCAA
Rubroshorea leprosula is the source of this 1832-nucleotide messenger RNA. The record is from the annotation of a GenBank genome assembly. Lineage: Eukaryota; Viridiplantae; Streptophyta; Magnoliopsida; Malvales; Dipterocarpaceae.